Manis javanica (Malayan pangolin) is the source of this 7621-nucleotide messenger RNA. RefSeq names its product RALBP1 associated Eps domain containing 2 (gene REPS2). Gene Ontology annotation, cellular component: cytoplasm; plasma membrane. Gene Ontology annotation, biological process: endocytosis; endosomal transport. NCBI's taxonomy places the organism in Eukaryota, Metazoa, Chordata, Mammalia, Pholidota, Manidae. The record is from RefSeq and is a predicted model, not a curated record. Gene Ontology annotation, molecular function: protein binding; calcium ion binding.
AGGAAGCGGCCGCGCGGCAGCUGCGGGGCGUGGGGGUGGUGGCGGCGGCCAAGGCCGAGACCGAGGCGGCGGAGGCGAAGGCGGUGUCGACCCAGCCGGGGACGGUUCCCCGCCGGGCCCCUUCCAAGCUCUAUGGAGGCGGCGGCGGGCGGGGGCUGCGGCUCCGGGCCGCCGCUGCUGCUGAGCGAGGGCGAGCAGCAGUGCUACUCUGAGCUCUUCGCGCGCUGCGCCGGCGCCGCAGGCGGGGGCCCCGCGUCCGGGGCCCCUGAGGCCGUCAGGGCCGUCCCCGGCGCGGUCACCGCAGCCGCGGGUCCCGUGGCCGACCUGUUCCGGGCGUCGCAGCUGCCCGCCGAGACGCUGCACCAGAUCACAGAACUGUGCGGUGCAAAGCGGGUUGGUUAUUUUGGUCCAACACAGUUUUACGUUGCCUUGAAAUUAAUUGCUGCAGUGCAGUCUGGCCUCCCUGUGCGGAUAGAGAGUAUUAAAUGUGAAUUGCCACUGCCUCGUUUUGUGAUGUCAAAGACCGAUGGUGACAUGCGAUUUGGAAACCUGGCUGAGCUGCAUGGGACUAAAGUUCACAUUCCAUAUUUAAUCCCAGAAAAAAAUACCUUCAAAAGAAUGGAUGAUGAAGAUAAACAGCAGGAAACACAGUCUCCCACGAUGUCACCCCUCGCCUCCCCUCCUUCUUCCCCGCCUCAUUACCAGAGGGUACCCUUGAGCCAUGGCUACAGCAAACUGCGGAGCAGCACAGAGCAGAUGCAUCCAGCUCCUUAUGAGGCUAGACAGCCCCUCGUCCAGCCUGAAGGACCCUCAUCGGGGGGCCCAGGGGCCAAGGCCCCUCGGCACCAGGCCUCCCUUAUUCGGUCCUUUUCUGUGGAGAGAGAACCACAGGAUAACAACAGUAAUUACCUGGAUGAACCCUGGAGGAUAACCGAAGAGCAGCGAGAGUACUAUGUCAAUCAGUUCCGAUCCCUGCAGCCUGAUCCAAGUUCCUUCAUUUCAGGUUCUGUGGCAAAGAACUUCUUCACCAAAUCAAAGCUUUCCAUUCCAGAACUCUCUUACAUAUGGGAACUUAGUGAUGCUGACUGUGAUGGAGCUUUGACCCUGCCUGAGUUCUGUGCUGCAUUUCAUCUCAUUGUGGCCCGGAAGAAUGGUUACCCACUGCCUGAGGGCCUGCCCCCAACUCUGCAGCCAGAGUACCUGCAAGCAGCUUUUCCUAAACCCAAGUGGGAAUGUGCACUGUUUGAUUCUUAUUCUGAGUCAAUGCCAGCAAACCAACAACCCCGUGACUUGAAUCAGAUGGAGAAGCUGUCUAUUAAAGACAUGGCCGAAUUUCCUGUCCCUAUCCAAGAUGUGACUGGUGAUGACAAACAAGCUUUGAAAAGUACUGAGGAUGAAGCCUUAUCAAAGGACAUGUCUGAGGAUCCAGCCACUCCUAAGGAUUCCAGCAGUCUCAAAUCAAGACCAAGAUCCAGAUCUUACUCUAGCACCUCCAUAGAAGAGGCCAUGAAAAGGGGUGAGGAUCCUCCCACCCCGCCACCGCGGCCACAGAAAACCCAUUCCAGAGCCUCCUCCUUGGAUCUGAAUAAAGUCUUCCAGCCCAGUGUGCCAGCUACUAUGUCAGGAUUGUUGCCUCCACCACCUGCGCUCCCUCCGAGACCUUGUCCAUCCCAGAUUUCCCAUCACAAUGUAAACAGUGAGCCCAGCACUCAGCCCAAGCCUCCAUCUCAGCUGCCUGACCAUGGAGAUUUCAGACUGCAGAAACAGUCUGAACAAGCGUCUGAGGCAGAGUUACACUCCCAGCUGAACAGAGCUCCCUCUCAGGCUGCAGAAAGUAGUCCAACAAAGAAGGACAUACCAUAUUCUCAACCCCCAUCAAAGCCUAUCCGUAGGAAAUUUCGACCUGAAAAUCAAGCUGCAGAAAACCAAGAACCUUCCACCACUGUUGGUGGGACAGCUUCUGCAGCAACUGUGAAACCCCAUCCAACAGUCCAAAAACAGUCUUCCAAACAGAAGAAGGCUAUUCAAACUGCUAUCCGCAAAAAUAAAGAGGCAAAUGCAGUGCUGGCCCGGUUGAACAGUGAACUCCAACAGCAGCUCAAGGAGGUUCAUCAAGAACGGAUUGCAUUGGAAAACCAGUUGGAACAACUUCGUCCAGUUACUGUGUUGUGACCCCCAAGAUUCAAGUAACCAUGGGUGACCUUUUCUGCCAAGAUCUUUCAUUUGAAUGUUUCAACUCAACUACUUGUCUUAGAUGUUUGAAACUGUGUCAAAAGCUGUGAGCAGUGGAAUAUAAUCCAUAUCACCUUUUCUCUUGUACUUUACUUGUACAUUUUACUCUGGUGGAAAAAAUACAACUGAUUAUCACACUCGAAACUGUAAUUAUUGGUGGAAUUUAUCUCCCAUUCUUAAGUACUUCCUCAAGGUGUUAGGUAUUGCUCCUUAUCAAAAGCUAUUCUAGCAAAUAAAACAACUUAGGGCAUUGUUUAUUCAAAGAAUUUAUGAUUUGUACAAAACCUUAUAACCCAGUGCCAUCAUGAUGCUUGUUUUAUUUUUGUAUGUAUAUCAUAUAUGGUAGGUUGGUUUCCUGAAUCAUUGGAAGUCCAGCUGGUUAGUCUUUGGCAUGAUGAUGAUAAUAACAAAAACUGAAAUAAAAUAAAAGCAUCAGAUUUAGACUGGCGCUGUGCCCUCCACCACUACAUGCCAAAAAUUGCUUCUCUAGUGCCAUUUUGAUAUUAUAUCUAGCUAUGAAUAAUAUAUGACUGUCAUUUUCUGUUGAAUGGCAAAGACCUACUGGUUCUUUACACCUCUGUAAAGUGGAGGUUUUGUCAGUGGUCUGUUUAACUUGGCCCAGCUAGACCAUCAAUCCGGGUAACUCAGUCCUUUUAUGUACAUUUUUAGGCAAGAGCAGUCUGUUUUAACUGCCUCUCCCGAUCAAAUUAAAUAGUUGCCAGAUCUCUACUUUUAUCCUGCAUGGGAAACAUAUCUGUAAACACAUGAAUUUGGAAAUCACCCAUCAGAUAUGAAAGGCUGAUGAGACUUUGAACAGAUACAUAAUUGUUUUUUGAACCCAGGUAUUCAAACUGGAGAAGAAGGGGAAAUGGUUAUUAUCAGCAAUUCAACAAUCUCUAGUAGUUAGUUUUGUCUUUGUUAUUUUGACUUGGAUUGUGUGUAUAUUGGAUAUGAAGAAAUAAUGAAAGGAAGGCCAGUUUUCACACUGGAUAUGUGACUGUUUGUUCUCUGUGAAGUGUACUCUUGGGAAGUGAUUGGUUUUUCCAUGGUCUGGAGGAGUCCAGCUGACUCCAGUGUAAGAGAUGUAAAGCGGUAAGCUCAAAUGGCAGAAGCCAGUUAUACCCUCUAGAAAUUGGGAUAGCCACUGCUUCCCCUAAAGCUCAAGUUUAAAGUGGGAAUUGACCAACCCUCACAGGGAUCAAGGCACACCAUCUUUAACAUCACUUGGAGAGACUGAUGGCAUGAAAUGAGGUCUCUUGAGCCUUUUGCUAAUUUACCCAUUCUUAGGCUAGAGGGUGGGGUGCGCCUACAGUCCUUUUUGAAGUGGUUUAGGAUAGGUUUGCAGUGUAUUGGGAUUAAGCCUUUGAUUUCAGUAAGGUUGACAGCUUUUAGAAAGAGUAGGCGUUUAUUUAAUGCUUCCUUAUUUCAUUGGCAAGCUUUAUCAGUAUCUUAUGGCAGAGGAGCUCCAACAGAUGAUGUUUUUCCAAAGAAAAACAAAUUGGUUCUAUUCUGUGCAUAAUAAAAGAUUUUGAACUGAUUUGAUUUGAAAAUCACAAAACUGAAACUAUUUCUCUAUUCCCAUUUUCCUUCCUUUUUGGCUGCCUUUUUUUGUUGCUGUGGGAAGGGCUUGGAGUCAGUUAAUCCCCUCCUAACAUUAUGACUGGGUCAGUGCAAAUACUUUAGGUCCCCUCUUUUCCCAUGUUCUGAGAUCUGGGGGCAGCAAGACCUUAACCAACAGUGUCCUUGUUGCAGGCGUUUCACAGCACAUUUGCCUUUUGUUACAUUCAAUCCAGGAGAGACCAGUAUAUACACGUUCUCUCUCCCAGUGCAUAUGCACUCACUGGAGAUAGCACUUCAUAUCCAUUAAGCACACAUGUAAACUAAGGAAUGUUAGUCUAUAUUAUGCAUUUGGAAAAUAUUGAUGUGUUUUUUUCCCCACCAAGCCAAUGCCAGUGGAUAAGCCAAUUAAGAGGUUGGGGUUUUGUUUAGUUGGCUUAGUUUUCAUUAAAGGGAAAAACUUGCAUUGGGCAAUCAACACCCCAUGAGUUGCAUAGUUUCACCAGUAUUUUAAGGUAGGCAUUGCGUUGAAGCACACGCCAACAAUAUUUGUAUCCAACCUUCUUGACUGGACUUAAUAGUGACCACCAUUUAUCAGCUGCUAAGAACUGGAUUUUUAAAACACACAUAUGCACACACGCACAUGCACAUCAUUAUUAUUACCUAACUAAUGCUCAUCUUCUAUUUCUCUGUUUUCUUUGGAUGUACAUUUUAAACUUAGGGCUAUAACUCCUGGUAAUGUUUCUGUGAGCCCUUAAUGUUAUUUUAUAGGAAGGCAGGGUUAUUGAAAUCACCAUUAUACUUCUUCUAUAAAACUACUCCAAAAUUAGGCCUGCUUGUUGGGCAGAACUCUGUGGACAGCCGGUUGAUGCUGCCCCCAUCCAGAGGUUUAAUAAUCUUGUUGUUAAGUGGUCUUCCUCCAUGGGGUCCCGAGGAUAAAUCACAGUAGUGGUUGAUGGUGGGCUUGUUGGGUACCCAAGUGUGUUUUGUGUGUGGCUUGUUGCUUUUACCACCUCCCUUUCCAGCAAAACUAAAAGGUAGGUAUUGGAAUGGAGAUGCGUGUUGUAGUCAAGGUAGCUGUUUGCCUUAAUUGGAAGGAUCUAACUGCUUUAUUAAUAUUAGAGAAGUGCUUUGGGCCUGGUUGGGAGAGGAGGCAGCUUAGCUGGCAGUUGUGUCCAUUUUACCAUCUUUGGAGAAUUGGAUGUCAGAGCUGAGAGACUGGUAUUCAUCUCCUGCAGUUUGCUUGUGGGGAAGCCAAGGCCCUAAGAAGCCACAGUUCUUAGCCGAAUAAUCCAUAGAAAGAGGUAGCUAGUGGCAGAGUUGGGAUGCUAGCCUGAUUUUAUGGAUUCUAAGUUAAGUCUUCUAGCUUCUAGGCAAUAUUAAAAAUAGAUUAUAGGGGUUUCUUCUAUUUACUAUGUUGAAUUCUAUUUAUCUAAUCAGUCGUAAAAUAUGAAAACAUGUUUUAAUGAGUUUUAGAUCUAGAUAUUUCUCUUGGAUUGAAACAAAAAAUCUGAAGGAAAAGAAUAUGAUGAACUAUUCUUCUGAACACCUCAUCUUUCAUGAUGCAGUAAAUUACUCCGAGUUUCUUGGCAGAACUUUUGACAGCUGUUGCUUUGAGUGGAUUCCAUUCCUAUAUUCCUUAUGGGAGUUUGUUUUUAAAAUAGACUACUGUGACUGAAAUGAACCCAAUAUGUAGUAAGUUACAGUUUUCUUCAAUAUAUCUUUGGUUACUUGGGUUGCAAAUGUUAACUUCAGCACAUUUUAGGGUGAGUAAUCAAAAAUAAGAAUUUUCCUUUGAUUUCUUACCAAUGUCUGAGCUGUCAUAAAACAUUCUUCUCUGUAUAUGUGACUUGAUUCUAAAGUCUGUUUCUAAAUGAUAGUUGUUUAUUUCUUAAUGAUCUCACAACCUUAGUAAUAAUAGGUAGGUAUUCAGAAGCCCAAUAAGAAAACCUUGGAAUGGAUGUGUUUGUUCCAGUUAAGGCAAGCAUUUGUAGAUGUCAUUUUCUAAGCAGUAGUUGAACAGACCCCAAUUACAGUAUAACACCUUAGAGCUAAAAACAUUUGUUCAACGCGAACUAGAAUCACACCUCCCAACUAGAUAUCACCAAGGGAACAUGAUUUUUAAAAUAUUUAAAAAAUUUUCAAAUAUCAUAGCAACCAGAUCUUCCCAUAUUAUUGACAAGUAGGUCUCCAUACGUUGUGGUUUGAACAGGAUGAGUGUGAACAAAAUGAAAUAUCAGUGGAGAGGUCUUUUUCUCCUAGUAAAGAACACUUCGUAACUUUGGUUUCUCUUUCUAGCUGUCAUACUGUUUCAAGUGUACUCUUUUAAAACUCUGAUUUCAAAGGACUGCUUGAAUUUACAGUCUAGUAAAGGGUGUUUUGUUUUGUUCUGUUUCUGCAUCAUUACUCAGUGUGAUUCAAGUUUGUAGUAAGAAGUGGAGACUUGGGUUUUUGGAGUGCUGAGGUGACUUAUCUUGCUUCUCCUUCAGCACAGGCCAAGGGAGACUUCCCAUCAAUGCCAACAGGUCAGUCAUCGAUGGCAGUUUGAAUGUGAGUCACUCUGUGAGCCACCUCGCUUUGCUUGUUUGUAAUGGAAAAUGCAUCUAGCUUUGUGACCCUCCCAAGAGCACCUGUAAGAACAACAGACAUAGAGAGCCAGACUUUACAAGCAGUGCAAGCAGAUUCUAAGGGCUGCUUCCAUCCCCAAAGAUAGGCUUUUUCAGAGGUUGCCUUACAAAUGUUCCCUUGAAACAGCCAGUCUGUUAAUAUGAGCAGGACAUCCCAGGUACCUAGUCACUUUUAGGUUUGUAUAAUUAUUUUCUGCAUUUAUUAAUACACAUGAUGAUAAAGAAACCUUUUCUAAGAGGCAUAUAGGAAGAUUUCAGCGGAGAGGACUUGUUCUAGUUACAAAAGCCUUGGUCUGCUCUCAACAAUUGGGGAAUGUUUAUUUUUCAUGUUUUGUGAGUUCUCCUGUCUUGCUCUAAGCUAUAAGUUCAUGGCCAUGGGAAGUUGGAGAAAAUGGGUCUGUGACUCUGAAGACCAGAGGACUGUACUUUAAGAGUGUUGGAGUUGGAAUUUGAAGGGGCUGCAAAAGGAAGUCCUCAGGUUCUGGAUCUGUCCUAAAGUGCUUUGUUGGACAACAGGACUGGAUCCUAAAGCCCCUUCAGGGAGCUCUGCCCUGGGAACGGAACAGUGCAUGCAAUAACCCCUUUGUAUGGCGAUUGGGUCAACUGGGUUGUGUUGGUUUUGUUUUGUUUUAAGGCAACUUGUGUGAGGGUGUCAACUGCACCCACUCUGGGAGCCCGGUAUACUCUUUAGCACCGCCAUUCUUUUUGUCUUCAGUGAGCCAGAGGUGGGAAGAGCCAUUUUAGUCUUCAUGCCAGUGGGCUGGGAGAGAUAAUGAGCUGAGUGGUCUAUUUUAACCUUGAGAGUAAAAAUGUAUAUUUUUUCACUACAGGUACAUUGAACAGUAAAAUGAGUAACAGCAAAGAUAUAUUUGAUGCCUUCCAUCUUUUCAUGAUAAUGUGCUAGCAAGUUGUGUUAAUAUUUUACUCAGCUAGAGUCUCAUUCAUUUACUAAACUUUGGGAGCAUUAUGUAUAUUGAUCUUAAACGUAAAUAAAGGAUAGGCUGUGUUGGAUUGUGACUUGUAGUCUCAAGCUAACCUUACUGCCUCUUUUUCACACUUGUUGGAAAGUCUGUGAAGAACAUAGUAAGUUAAGAAUCUCCAACUUUGAAAAAUGUACAUAAUGUGAAACUGGGGUGCUAUGUUAAAAAUAAAUGUAUGAUGACUAAGAGUGGCUUUUAUGGAGUCUUGGUGUUCAAUAAAUUGUG